AAGAAUUUAAUUGUUCACAUAAAGUUGAAUUAAAAAUAAUAAAUUCAUCGAUGAUAAUAUUGGGGAAGUUAUUAAGAAUAUUGUUUUCGUGUUUUUUGCAAAGAAAAACAAUUUGUGAAGUGUCAGAUUUUCAACUAUUACAAAAAGAGAAAUCGUCUUCAAUUGGCUGGAAAUAAUGAGCAGUGAACUUGAAUUAACAAGAUGAUUAAGAUUGAUUCGUCGUAAAUUAAUUGGCCAAAUUUAAUGAGUAGUAAAAAAUAAGUACUCAACAAGUGACUUGUUCUUCAUCGAAAGGAGAAUUAAAAUUCAAUCGUAUCUCGAAUAUUAAAUUUCAGCCUCUCUUGGGAAGAGAAUUAUUGAAUUUAAAUUAGAAAAUUUCCAUCUAUCGAAGGGAAAAGGAUAUUCUUUUUGGAAAUUCUCAUCGAGUAAUUUUUAUUUAAACGUAAAAAUGGCCUUGUUCCAGAAAGCCAGUGAUUCGAAUGAACAAUCAGAUGCUUUGGUUCCCAAGAAAAAAAUACCUCGGCGGGCAAUUUUGGGCGGUUUGAUGUUUUUUGCCUGCAUGUUUUCAUACGUGAUUCGUACGAAUUUGUCGAUUAUUAUUGUCGCCAUGGUCGAGAGUACAUCAAAUAAAACAAAAGCAGCAUCUUAUUGUGCCAGUGAACUAUUACAAAAUACAACAAUUAAUAGCACAAAAAAUAUAUUACAAGACUUUGGUGUGCGGUACAGGUGGGCGGAAAAAACUCAAGGAUAUCUUUUAGCUGCUUAUUUUAUUGGUGUUUUGCCAGCGAGUAUUCCUGCCGGUAUACUUUCGGAAAAAUUCGGAGGUGCAAAAGUUGUUGCAUUCGCAACUGUCGUUCCUGCUCUCUUAAAUCUUUUGGUUCCUGUAGCCGCUUCAGCCGAUGAUGUAAUGCCUUAUUUUGGUGUUUCAUUAGUAUUUAUUCUUCGUUUCUUGAUGGGAUUUUUCGGAGGUUCUGUAUAUCCAGCUCUACAUGCCAUGAUUGCCAGAUGGGUGCCACCUACUGAAAAAGGAAUGUUUGUUUGGACAAUGCAAGGUGGGCCCUUUGGUGCUUUUGUUACGUUUGCCCUUUGUGGUUAUAUAACUUCAACUUGGGGAUGGACCUCAUCUUAUUACGUAACCAGUGGUCUUAUGUUAAUUUUCGGAGCUAUUUGGAUUUAUCUUGCGUAUGACACUCCCGAUACUCAUCCGACAAUUACCGAAGCUGAGAAAAGUUACAUUAAAGAGCAAAUUGGAAAAACGGUUACAAAAAACCACCCGAAACUUCCAGUGAAAAAAUUGGCAACAUCUGUACCAUUUUUGGCAUUAAUGUGGGCUCAUUUUGCCAAUAUGUGGGGAAUUUAUUUCAUUUCAACAAACGGACCUAAAUAUACGAGUCAAAUCAUUGGUCUCAAUAUGAAAUCGGGUGGCGCCAUAACUGGAUUGCCAUAUAUCGCUAGACUCUUUUCAGGAGUUUUAUUUGCCGCAGCAGGUGAUUUUAUUCGAAGGAGAUCGAUAAUGACUGUUGGGUGGAUUAGAAGAAUUUUCAUGAUUUUCUCGCAUGUUGCACCUGGAAUUUGUUUACUUGGAAUGACGUACGCUGGAUGUGACAAGGUAUUGGCUGUCGUAAUGAUGAUUUUGGCAUUGGCAUUCAAUGGCGCCGCUUGUCAAACCAGUUUGCAAAAUCAUCAAGAUCUUUCGCCAAAUUAUGCGGGUUCACUCUAUGGAAUUAUGAAUACCUUCGGCAGUUUCCCUGGAUUCAUUCUUCCAUUUAUCAUUGGUCUAUUGACCGAUAAUCACAACGGAAUCGAAGAAUGGCGCAUAGUAUUUUGGAUUUCGGCUGUUGUCUUUCUAUCGGCAACAGUUAUUUUCUGGCUCUUCGGUUCGGCUGAAAUUCAACCUUGGAAUAAUGUGGGUCAGGAAGGAGGUGACGACGAGGAGGAAAAAAUGGCAGUAAGAAAGGGUAAAGAAGGACAAAGUGAAGACGAGGAAAACGAACGACUCUAAAUUCGUUAUUUUAGUUGAAUGUUAAUUUUUGUUUCUUUAUUUAAUUUCUCAAUUGAAUGAUAAACACGAGAAGAUUGCAAACAAUAAUAAUACUCUCUCAAUACGCGAAACAUUAAAAGUAGAAAAUUUACUUUUCAACUUAUUCAAAAUUAUUUUUAAAAAAAGUAUUUAAAAAAAUUAAUUUAUAGAAAAAAUUCUAUUUUAAAAACAAAAUUUUGUCAAAAUUAUUAGAAGAAAAAUGAUUAUUUAUUAACAAAGAAAAUACUCUAUGGUCCUAAAAACAAAAUUUAAAAAAAUAUUGUUGCAUUUAUAUAUUAAUGUUGUGAAUGUUUAAUAAUUAAUAUUUAUAAUAAUCCUGUUAGAGACACUAAAACAUUUCAGGGAUUUUUACCAAAAAAAAAAGAAAAAUAUCUAAUAAAAGGAGAGUAGCGCUUCCGUGUUGUGUGAAAUUUUUCUAGUUGAUUUCUUGAAAUGUGAAAUUUCACAAAUAAGUUAAAAUUUCGAAUGCAUUUAAAUUUAAAACGGUCUAAUCUGUAAUUUUUAUGACUGGACAUUUUUAAUUAAAAGUAUUUCGUAUAAACGAAGAAAAUUUUGUGCCAAAAGUUUAUUCUUUUGCACGAUAAUCAAAAAAUCUUUCAUGGUGCAUUUAGUGAACAAUUUCUAGAAAUAGAAUAUUAAUUAAGAAUUAACUCUCGAGAAUUAUGCAGGUGAAAAAAAGAAAUUUUCUCUUUUCACCUUUAUAAUUGAGAGACAAUUUACAAUUUAGUUUAUAAGUAAGCAUCUUAAAUAUCAACGUCCAGGGCACACAUUUUCUUUAAAUAUAUAUUUUUCUGAUGAAAUUUUACACCCCGUUUCUUAACGAUUGAAAAAAAAUGAGAUCUCUUAAUUGAAAAAUCUUCUUAAAAGAUUUAUUAACUCGUAAUAACAACUAAAUUUUAGCCAUGAUGAUCUUAUAAAAAUAUACGUAUUCUGUAAUUUAAUGAUAUUAUUUUAUUUUUUAAACUAGUUUUUUAAAUAAUGAUAAAAAAAAUCAAUAUUUUUUCUGAUAGAAAGAGAUUUUCUUCUAUUGGAAAAAACUUUGUUUCGCAACAAAAAAAAAAAUGUUUUCUAAAUUAGAAUAGUUUUUGCAUUAUUCGAUUUUAAAUUAUAACGAUAAUAAUAAUUAUUUUUAUUUACUUUUUUAAGGAAGUAUCUGACAAAGAAUCGAAACAAAAGUUAGUCCAAUGGCAUUUCAUUUAUUUUGUAUGAAAAAGUGAAAUUUUAAAUUCUAUUUUAUAGAAUUUAAAAUUUAAUUUUAGUUUUCUAUAAAAUAGGAACUAACUUUUGUUUUGAUAGAAUUCCUCCUUAAUUUAUAAAUCUACUUAAUCGAAUAUACAAGUUGACUGGUAUUUUUAAAAGUAAUGACAAAGAAAAUAUAAAUAAAUAAAUAUUCUCUAGCUUUUAGGUUUAACUAUUAAUAUUGUUGUGAGAAAUUUUUAUAUUAAAAAAAAAUAUUUUUUUUCAAACACAAUACGAUAUUUUUGUGCGUUUAAAAUAAAAAGAAAAAUUUACAACGAUAAUGAUUGAGAUUUUGUUAAUAUUGACUGAAAAAUACUGUUUGAUAAUAAAAAACAUUUUUUGAAAGAAAAAUUUGCUUUUCUUACAUUAAAAAUUAAAAUUGUCUUUUUUAAAUUUAAGAAAAAAUUGUAAAUUAUAAUAAAUUAUAAAUUUUUGAAAUUAAGAAGGAAAGAAAUAUUUUUUAAUUGAAAAUGAAGAAAAAGAGGAGGAUUAGAAGAAAAAUAAACAAUAAAGCAACAUUGCGAAAACGAAUGUGUAUUAAAAUUUCUUCGAUAAGGAUUAAUGUUGCAUUUAAAUUUAUGUGAGACGAUUGAAAUGACAAGAAUUGAUUUUAAGAGCAAAAGUGUACGACUUUUAUUUGCAUAUGUAUGUAACUAUUGUCAAUUGACUGUAACAAUAAAUUUGAUGCCGUUGAA
Leptopilina heterotoma is the source of this 3975-nucleotide messenger RNA. RefSeq names its product sialin. NCBI's taxonomy places the organism in Eukaryota, Metazoa, Arthropoda, Insecta, Hymenoptera, Figitidae. Gene Ontology annotation, biological process: transmembrane transport; monoatomic anion transport. The transcript has 12 exons. Gene Ontology annotation, cellular component: plasma membrane. The coding region runs from base 449 to 2002 and encodes 517 amino acids. Gene Ontology annotation, molecular function: transmembrane transporter activity. The record is from RefSeq and is a predicted model, not a curated record.